AUGGGUGAAAAAGUCGGAUUCGCUGCCAGUGCGCGCCAGUUCUUUCUUGGUGGCGAGGCCACUUCAAAGGACGAGAGGAAGCUUGUCAGAAAAUUAGAUUUCUUCAUUCUUACCUACUGUUGUUUCAGUUACUUCUUCAACUUCUUGGAUCGCUCUGCGUUUGCUAAUGCCUAUGUUGCUGGUCUUCGUGAGUCACUCAACAUGAGUGGCCAUGACUACAACAACGUUCUUUCUGUCACUACCGCUGGAAUGGCCAUCGGCCAACUACCCAACGGUAUCAUCAUCCAAAAGGUCAGGCCUCGCAUUUGGCUACCUUCGAUGGUUGUUUUAUGGGCCGCCAUGACUAUGCUGAGUGCUGCUGUCACAAACGUCACCCAACUCUGCGUCAUCCGUUUCUUCCUUGGUCUCGCUGAAGCCAGUACAUACUCUGGCGCCAUGUACAUCAUCGGAGCAUGGUACAAGCCUGAGGAAAUCCAAAAGAGAACUGCCCUGUUUGGUGUAUCUGGACAAAUUGGUACCAUGUUCGCUGGCGUGAUGAUGACGGCCAUCCAUAAGGGCAUGAGAGGAAUGGCUGGACUACAAGGUUGGCAGUGGGUAUUCAUCAUCGAUGGAAUCAUUACUCUUCCCAUUGCCGUCUUUGGUUUCCUCUACUUCCCUGAUACACCUGAGAACACUCAGGUCAGCUACUUGUCCGAGGCCGAACGAAAGCUCGCACUUUCCAGAGUUCCAAGAAUCGCCGAGGGAGGUCACAACAUCAUGCCAAUGUCCCUCCUCAAGAGAGUGUUCCUGACGCCCAUGUUCUGGAUCCUCUUUUUCUGGUCUCCCGUCUGCGCCAGCACCGAAGGUUUCCCUUUCCAAAACAGCUUCCUCCUUUGGCUCAAGUACUACAACGACAAAUUCUCACAGGUCCAGAUCAACACAUACCCUCUCGGUGUUCAAGCCGUUGGUAUCUUGGCAAAUAUGGUCGCCGCAUGGUAUAUGGACGCCACCGGACAGCGAGUACCAAUGGCCAUCGCCUGCGUCAUCCUCCAGAUCGUUGUGGGAUCUAUGCUCCUCGUCAAGAACCUGUCCAUGGGCGCAACAAUGUUUGCAUUUUAUCUUGCUGGCUCUGCCUAUAUGGUGAACCCACUCAUCUUUGGUUGGGCAAAUAUUAUCUUACAGCGAACCGGAGAUGAUGCUCUACGAAGUAUCACACUCUACUGCAUGAAUAUCGGUUCUAUGUCCAUGUGGACCUUCUGGGGUAUCAUUUUCUAUAGUGCCGCUGAUGCGCCAUACUGGAAGAAGGGUUCUAUCGCUCUUCUCGGCGGCUGCGGUGUCAUGUUUUGCUACAUGUGGCUCGUUGUUUAUGUCGACAGGUCGACAAUGAAGAAGCAUGGUGAUGGAAUGGGAGAUAACACGGAGGAGCCUCUUGAAAUUGUUGAAGAUGAGAAGAAGCCCGAUACUCUAGAGGUGACAGAGAAGCAGAACAGCACAUAG
This is a messenger RNA of Fusarium venenatum, 1476 nucleotides long. Its product is annotated as major facilitator superfamily domain-containing protein. Gene Ontology annotation, biological process: pantothenate import across plasma membrane. Lineage: Eukaryota; Fungi; Ascomycota; Sordariomycetes; Hypocreales; Nectriaceae. Gene Ontology annotation, molecular function: pantothenate transmembrane transporter activity. Gene Ontology annotation, cellular component: plasma membrane. The record is from RefSeq and is a predicted model, not a curated record.